Biomphalaria glabrata is the source of this 2133-nucleotide messenger RNA. Its product is annotated as FMRFamide receptor-like. Gene Ontology annotation, molecular function: G protein-coupled receptor activity. Gene Ontology annotation, biological process: G protein-coupled receptor signaling pathway. NCBI's taxonomy places the organism in Eukaryota, Metazoa, Mollusca, Gastropoda, Planorbidae. Bases 630 to 2132 code for a protein of 500 amino acids. Gene Ontology annotation, cellular component: membrane. The transcript is spliced from 4 exons. The record is from RefSeq and is a predicted model, not a curated record.
UUAUAACCCGUGUCGUUCAAUUCUGUUACUGAAGAAAAACAACCUGCUUUAAAUUUCACCAGGAAAUCACUAGUAGUGUCACAUGUGGAGUUGUUGUUUAUUUCAACUUGUGAUAGCCAGACGUGGGGAAUGUGAACCUUUGUUGAUUGGUGUACAUUUAAUGGAUUAUAAAUCUACUUGCAUUGAGAAAUAAAACAAGGUGAAUGAAAUUCGGCGAGCCCUAAGGUUCAGGUGAUCUCCUCAUGGAAACAUCAACAUAGUCAUCCAACCAACCGGAAGUAUUGGCAUAACUGCUAAAGUACGCCAACAACGUUGAGGAUUCGAACCUUUUUUUUUACGUCAGGCAUUGAACUUCAUUCAAACACUGGUCUCUUGUGGAAUUAAAUCAAAGUAAAGUUGUUUUGGAAAUAUGAAUCUCAGUGGAUAGCUUGGAUACAUUUCCAUGGAUACUUUUAUUACAUCUCGGAAGAAACGAAAUUGCUUGGAAAAAUUCUUUUAAACAAGGUACGUGACAGAGUGUGCACACUUCUUCCAAAGGCGUGACUUCUUUCCAAGUCUGUACCUAUUUUGUAAUGGCAUGGGCCUGACAGUCAGGGGCAUCACUGGACGCCACACUGUUUCACGACAUCAUGGAAAACCGCCUUAGCUUUAAUGAUAGCAAUGGCAGCUUUGACCCGAUCAGAUAUCAGCAGCAGUUGGGCGAUGGUGCCAGCCCCGAGCACGAUGAAGCCGUUAGGCAUGCCCUCACUUACUACCUAAUGGGCAUUGGAGGCACCAUCGUGUGCUGCCUGGGAACAGUGGCCAAUGCUCUCUCCGUAGCGGUCCUCACAAGAAGGACGAUGAGGUCUAGUACGUAUAUGUACCUCUCGGCGCUUGCCGUCUGUGACUCCCUGGUGCUGUUUUUCACUCUCCUCAUUUUGCUGAAGGACACGAGGAACACGGACUCUCAGAACAUGGACGCCUUCCACGCCAUUCUCUUCCCGUACGUGCACCCUACGGCAAUCGUCUUUCAGGUGACGUCCAUCUGGCUGACCCUGGCCUUUACCGUGGACCGCUACAUUAUGAUAUGUCACCCGUUCAAGGCGGAGACGAUGUGCCGGAAGAGCCGGGCUAGGAAGGUAGUAAUUGGGCUAUACAUGGGCGGGCUUGUAUUUAACAUCCCCCGGUACUUGGAAUAUUACACCAAGACUGAGACGAUACCUGCAAACAACUCCAGCCAGGAGUUGGUCCUUUACUUCAUUGAACAGACGCAGAUCUCCAACAGCAGCUUCUUCCGCGAGCUGGUCCACUCCUGGCUUUACCUCCUCUGUGUCUGCGGCAUCCCGUUCUUGACGCUCGUCAUACUGAACGCGUUUCUGAUCCGAGCCGUCCACCUGUCCAGGUUGAAGGGUAAGGAGAUCAACGCCAGGGAAAAGCACCGCAACGACACCACCAUCAUGCUCAUCGGAGUCAUCAUCAUUUUCCUCAUCUGCCAGGGACCGGCCCUCGUGUCGAGGCUCAUCUACGCGUUCCGGCCCCAUGCCUCCAACACGAUUCCCAUCUACACGCUAAACGAAAUCGGAAACUUCCUUGUGAAUCUCAACUCCGCCAUUAACAUCGUUCCGUACUAUCUCUUUGGAAGGAAGUUUCGGAGCGAGUUCAGAAGACUCUUCUGCAUGUGCUUCUUUGACAAGGACGAGCUCCGGCGGAUAGUUCGGAGUUACAGUGUGUCGGCUGACCACCGGCGAGCCAGCCACCACAAUAUCAUGGAACUGAACGGCCUCCGCCCGGAUUGUCCGCAAAACAACGUCACGACUAAGAUGGAGCUCGAACAGGUCCACCUCAACGAGAAGUCUACGUGUACGGCCUACCAGAACUCUAAGCAUCCAUGCAACGGGGAUGGUCCGGCCGUCCGGCACAGUGAAACGAACGACAGCGUGGCCGUGCCUUUAAUCCAUAGCUCCAAUAACUCUUUCUGCUCCAACGGGCUAAACGCUAGAGACGCCAGCAAAGACUCCAUUAAGGAAAACGGCAUAACCCGUUCGCCAUCACAGUCGCUUGCGCCUCCGGGAUCGAGGCUGAACGGACAUGCGCAGUACAUGACUAUAACAGCCAGCCCUUGUAUUAACGAGCCAUCGUGGUCAGUUGUAUGAC